This is a messenger RNA of Lathyrus sativus (Indian pea), 639 nucleotides long. NCBI's taxonomy places the organism in Eukaryota, Viridiplantae, Streptophyta, Magnoliopsida, Fabales, Fabaceae. The record is from the annotation of a GenBank genome assembly.
AUGGCACAAAAACAUAUUCUCAUGUCACUAGCUAUUUUUCUGUCACUCCUCUUAGAAUCCUCCUUGGCCAAACAUAACUCUCAAACAAUAACUUACAUAGAGUCCUCAUGCAACGGUACCCUCUACCCUAAUCUAUGCAUUCGUUGCCUUAACAAAUUUUCACAUUCAACCAUAAAUGGUCCUCAACACUUAGCCCAACUUGCCUUAUCCGUAAGCCUCUCUAGAGCCCUACAAACAAGAGUAUACCUUUCAAACGUAGCCAAGGAACUCAAAACAAUUGACCAUAACAACAAAAGGAUGUUCCUAACAGUGCAGGAUUGUGUGAAUCAAAUCAAUGAUAGUGUUGACCAACUAACCCAAGCCAUCAAAGAACUUAAAAAGUUGAACCAAUUUAACAGCAUCAUCAAUGAUAAAGUGUUGUGGCACAUAAGUAAUGUUGAGACAUGGGUUAGCACUGCCUUAACAGAUGCUAGUAGUUGUGUACAAUCAUUUCCUGGUCAUAGAAUGAGUAAAAGCGUUGCAACAAUUAAGGUUAAGGCAAAGAAUGUUGCAGAAGUUACUAGUAAUGCACUUGCUUUGUUUCAUAGUUAUGCUUCUAGGUACAAACUUGCAGCAGCUGGAACAACCAAGAAGCCUUGA